Astyanax mexicanus (Mexican tetra) is the source of this 4334-nucleotide messenger RNA. Its product is annotated as phosphatidate phosphatase LPIN2. The coding region runs from base 256 to 3024 and encodes 922 amino acids. Gene Ontology annotation, molecular function: phosphatidate phosphatase activity; transcription coactivator activity. The transcript is spliced from 20 exons. The record is from RefSeq and is a predicted model, not a curated record. Gene Ontology annotation, cellular component: cytosol; nucleus; endoplasmic reticulum membrane. NCBI's taxonomy places the organism in Eukaryota, Metazoa, Chordata, Actinopteri, Characiformes, Acestrorhamphidae. Gene Ontology annotation, biological process: cellular response to insulin stimulus; triglyceride biosynthetic process; fatty acid catabolic process.
CUCGCUCGCGAGUCGACCGUUACUGAUUUAGACGAAGAGAACCUGAGAGAGAGAGGUGAAGACUGGAGGAGAGGAGAGAAGAAAAGAAGAAAGGAGGAUAGAAAAGAGAAGAGAGUUUAGAAAACAGAGUGGGAGAAAAAUGGAGACUUAAAUAAAUAUGAACAGUCGUUUUUUAGAGGAGAGAUAGUGUCUCUUUUUGCGAAUGAGAGAAAAGAAAACUCUCAGACGAGGAGAAAACCAGUUCAGGUGGGCAGUAUGAACUAUGUUGGCCAGUUGGCAGGGCAAGUGCUGGUGACCGUCAGAGAGCUGUACAAGGGCUUGAAUCAGGCCACUCUCUCUGGCUGCAUUGAUGUGGUGGUGGUGCAGCAACCUGAUGGAUCCUUCCAGUGUUCACCUUUUCACGUCCGCUUUGGGAAACUGGGUGUCUUGCGCUCACGAGAGAAAGUGAUUGACAUUGAGGUGAAUGGGGUACCGGUUGACCUGCAUAUGAAGCUGGGGGACAAUGGAGAAGCUUUUUUUGUCCAGGAGACCAAGCAAGCCAAUGAAACGAUCCCCGCUCAUCUGGUCACCUCACCAAUCCCAACUGAAGAGCCAGUGUUCUGGGGUCGUGACUCACGUGUGUCUGAAUCAUGCCUGGAUAGCAGGGUAACAGAGGAUGGAGAGAAUGGAGUAGUGAAGAAGAAAAAAAGGAGGAGGAGGAAACACAAAACUACUGAACAGAAGAAAGAAGAGCAAAGCUCAGCUUCAGCAAAUCUGGCAUCGCCUUCAUUUUCCACAGCUGAGCUCAGACAGAAUCUUCCACACCGCCACUUAGAUAGUUAUCCACUCUCAGAUGGAGACUGGUCCACAGAAAAUAGGAAUGUGCCAGAACCCAGCUCUCCUAAAAGUGACUCAGAACUGGCAGUGAGGUUUUCAGAAAGUGUCAUGCGGAAUCACUCCCAUAUGCAGUGGUCAUGGGGAGAACUGCCAGAGGCCACCAAGUUCAGCUGUAGAGAUUGGCCGGAGCCUUUGAAGACUGUCAGCAUUAAACCGUCGGAGAGUACUCACUUCCGGGUCAUCAACAACACCGAGACCGUGGCAGCAGGGACAGAUGUCAUUGUUCAACCAGUCAUUGUCAAACCUCAACCUCGAACGCCUGUACCACAGCUUCAGCCUCACACUGUCAAACCAGAACAUCAAACACAGCCUCAUCCAGCCUCACACAGAUCAGAAGCUCACGUGAAUGUCAAAGGCUCUGACCCCCAUAUAUUCCCUAAUAAGCACCAAAGCAUUUCAGAAUAUUACACAUCCAGGUUAGCACCUCAUACACAGCCAACAGAACCACAGUUGUCAGAAACUGAAUCUUAUAGCUCAAAGUCCAGCUCAAAUUCAAAGUCAUCCAGCCCUGAUUCUCCGGGUCCUGUUGGGAGGGGCAGGCUGCCUGUGUGUGUGCCCCAUGCUGCUGCUCGUCUUCUGGGAGACGUCAGUGACAUCUGCCCUGAGUGCCAGUCCUCCAAACCAGACACGUCUUUCAAGAGAAGAGGUGUGAGGAAGAGGAGUCAGCAUCAGGGCCCAGAAGAUAUUUACCUGGAUGAUCUCACAGCUUUAGAGCCACAUGUUGCUGCUCGAUAUUUCCCCAAAAGUGAGACUGUGGGACAGUGUGAGGAAGUGUGUGUGUGUUCUGGUUCUCAGUCUCCUCAGUCUGUGGGAAGUGCUGCUGCAGACAGUGGUACAGAAUGUCUGUCUGAUUCUCCUGUGGACCUGCCAGCUGUCUCACUGUCACUGUGUGGAGGCCUCGGAGACAACGCCCAUGUUAACAAGGAGAAGUUUUUGGAACACAUUGUGACGUAUCAGCAGUUUGCAGACAACCCUGCCAUCAUUGACAACCCUAACCUUGUUGUGAGAAUAGACAACAGAUAUUACAACUGGACCCUGGCUGCACCUCUAAUUCUCAGCAUGCAAGCCUUUCAGAAAAAUCUUCCCAAGGCAGCUGAGGAUGCUUGGGUGAAAGAUAAAAUGCCAAAGAAGACCAACCGGUGGUGGUUCUGGAGGAAGAGCAGCGUACAGCAGCAGUCAGAAACUAAAGAAGAUAUUCAGGAUUUGAUCAAUAGUGGACCAUCCCACUACCAUGAUAAUCCUGUUCAACGGCAGGUGGCAGCAGACUCUUCCACUGAUGAAGAUUCUAAAGAGCUGAACACAGCAGCUCUUGCAGAGUGCACGCAAAAGGAAGGACAAGCUCAUACACACUCCUAUAAGAAGUCUUUACGACUGUCUUCAGAUCAGAUUGCCAGUCUGGGGCUGAAGGAAGGGCCCAAUGAUGUUGUGUUCAGCAUUACUACACAGUACCAGGGCACAUGCCGCUGUGAGGGAACCAUCUAUCUGUGGCACUGGAACGACAAGAUUGUCAUCUCGGACAUUGAUGGCACCAUCACCAAGUCUGAUGUUUUGGGACAGUUUCUUCCACAGCUUGGAAAAGACUGGACACAUCGAGGCAUUGCUAAACUCUACCACACUAUUCACGAGAAUGGCUACAAGUUUUUGUACUGCUCAGCAAGAGCAAUUGGCAUGGCUGGAAUGACUCGAGGAUACUUACACUGGGUCAAUGAUAGAGGAACCAUUUUACCCAGAGGACCACUCAUGCUCUCCCCCAGCAGCCUGUUUUCAGCUUUCCACAGGGAGGUAAUUGAGAAGAAGCCGGAGAAGUUUAAGAUUGAGUGCUUAACAGACAUCAAGAAUCUCUUCCCUCCAAACUCUCAGCCCUUCUAUGCUGCCUUCGGGAACCGCAGCAAUGACGUCUUUGCCUAUAAGCAUGUGCACGUUCCAACAUGCCGCAUAUUCACAGUAAACCCUAAAGGAGAGGUCAUUCAGGAGCUGACCAAAGGCAACAAGACGUCGUAUAGCCGUCUCAGUGAGCUGGUCGAUCAUGUUUUCCCUUUGGCUGACAAGAAGCAAUGUGCUGCGUUCGUUCUCCCAGAAUUCAGUUCCUUCUGCUACUGGAGGCAGCCAAUAGCUCAGGUCUGCCUGGAGGAGAUCCUGUUACUCUGAGUGGCUGGUCAGGCUGGAACUGACCUUAGCUGAGAUUGAGCUGGUAUUGCUUGUUAUUAGAAAGCACUUAAACCUACCGGUGACUAUUUUUCAAUUUCAGUAUUUAGUUCUUUAGAAUAAAGCUACUGUUUAUGGAGACUCAGGGUUGAGCUUGAACGCCUUAAUGCAAUCUGUGUGUACAUAUAAAACCCCAGUGAUGCAGCUUCUGCAUUUGAAGCCUUGUUUAAAAAAUGUUCAUGAGUCAGGAGUUGUUUAAUGUUUGUUUAAAGACAUUUUUUCGGUCAGAAUGUGCCUUGAUAGAGGCUGUAUUUGCAUACAGAAUGGAUAAUAUAUGCUGAUGUUUCUGUGCAGAAAUACUGAGCUAAUAGCUAAUAACUAGGGCCCUAUUUUAGCAAUCUUUAGCUUUUGCCUUGCAUGACUCAAAGUGCAAAAGGCAUGUACGAAUUAUCUUAAUUGGUAUAUUUGGUGCAAUAAACCAAUCAGCAUGUCUCUUGCCAUUUCUUUUAAGAGCCAGGUGUGCUCUCACUUUGGUAGAUUGCUAUUUGAAUGGUGCAGCUACCUUGAUGUGUCCAACAAUCCUCAGCAGAGGAAACCUAAGUAAUAUUAAAAUGACCUAUAUUUUGUGUUGAUGUAGGCUUGGCUGUUCACACCUUGGGCAUGCAUCUGUGUUGACAAUUCACUGCCAAGAUAGCAAAGAACGCCUGACAGUUGACAAAUGCCUAGGUUGUAUUUAGUUAGUUGGAUAGCAAUAGCGAGAUAUUUACCUGAGCACACCUUUUUUCAAGACCAAAAUGCCCAUCAGCGUAGAUAUUUACACAAGCUUUGUUGCUAUCUAAAGGGCGCAGAAAACAGUCUGUUUUCGUGGUGUAAGAUAGCAAUCAGUGUCAAGCCUUGUGCAGGGUGUAAGAUAGGGCCCGUAAUGAUAGAUAUGUUGCCUACUGUGUUCUGUGGCUGUUGUUAUUUAGAGUAAUAAUUGCACUUUAUAAUGUACGUUUAGAGUAAAAUGUACUGUACAAGGACUGAGGCUGUAGAGCUGCUCAUGCUGUAGCAAAGCUGAUAGCAGUUGUGCUGUUUAGUAAGCAAUCAGGCAGUUCUGAUUUUACAGUGCUUGACUGUUCUGAAGGUUGAUUUGAAAGAAACAUGACUUCUGUUAUAAAUGUUUUAAUAACCCCUUUUGACAGAGUUUCAAAAAAUGGUUAUGGUUUGCUUAUCGCAUUGCAAACAUUACAUACAUGUAACAUGAACAUUUCCAAUAAUGCUUUAUAUUAAAUAAGACAUCUGAACAUUCAUAUUGUUUGUGAUAUACAGUA